CUGAGGAGGUCAUUUACUUGGAUGGUCGUACUGUGCUCUAGACAGCUUAUUAAAAAGGAUUUACAAGCACAAGUGACUUGACUCUGCACGUCUGCCCAAGGUAUACCCCUGAAUCCUCUGCACGCCUGCACAAGGUAUACCCCUGAAUCCUCUGCACGCCUGCACAAGGUAUACCCCUGAAUCCUCUGCACGCCUGCACAAGGUAUACCCCUGAAUCCUCUGCACACCUGCACAAGGUAUACCCCUGAAUCCUCUGCACACCUGCACAAGGUAUACCCCUGAAUCCUCUGCAUGCCUGCACAAGGUAUACCCCUGAAUCCUCUGCACGCUUGCACAAGGUAUACCCCUGAAUCCUCUGCAUGCCUGCACAAGGUAUACCCUGAAUCCUCUGCACGCCUGCACAAGGUAUACCCCUGAAUCCUCUGCAUGCCUGCACAAGGUAUACCCUGAAUCCGCUGCACGCCUGCACAAGGUAUAUCCCUGAAUCCUCUGCACAUAUGCCCAAGGUAUACCACUAAUUCCUCUGCACGCCUGCCCAAGGUUUACCCCUGAAUCCUCCCCACGUCUGCCCAAGGAAUACCCCUGAAUCCUCUGCAUGAUUUGCACUGUAUGAAGUUAGAGUGAAGUUAGGAACAAAAGGCAAACAGACCUGUACUGAACUGCAACCACAUGCAUGAAAAGAUGGUCAUCUUUCUGUCAGGGCCAAGCACAUGGAUGGGUGGUUUUCUUUGUCUACUUCUUUGCUCCUUAGUGGAUGCGGAGCGAUGUCUGGAGGGAGCGAAUUGCCAGAGCAGCACCGCGGAGAGUGAGCAACAGAAGACGUGUGUGGGUGCGCGGUGCCCAGCUAAGCACAGUAGACUGUCACGCUCCUUCCAUCACACGGCCAGCAGCAGCACUAGUGCGCAGCACGGCAGAGCUCAACAGCAACCCUCGGGUUCCUUGAGGGAGGAACAUGUUACACAUGGUAUGACGGAUCCAUGGGGAGGAGUUCCGCACCCAGGCACUAACAGCAGCAGAGACUGCAAGGGCAUAGAGUGCCGACUCCCACUGCGGAUCCGUAUGAAAUCUCGGGGUCGAAUUCCUUGUACUGGGGAAGGCUGCGCCGCUGGGGAAGGGCAAAGGGAAACUCCUGGAUUAGUGCGUCUAAAUGACAGGGCAGCACAGUUUAUAGGCGAGGUGCCAGACUUUCCUACGUCAGAACUAGGCGGUGCCCCUCUGGGAGUGCAGCUCACCUGUGAUAUAAAACCAGGAGAAAAUGAAGUACCCUCAGAAGAUGCAUUAAUCCUGCAAUUGCAUCUUGCAAAAGGACAGGAAAAGUUUGUUGAAUCAUUGAAAAGCCAGCAAAAGACAAUCAGCGACUUACAGCAAAAACUUUCUGACCAGCAAGCCUUACUGGUCAACCAGCAGCGAGAAAUUAUAGAGCAACAAAGAAAAAUGUACGAACAGAUGGAUAUGAUUAAAGUCCAGUACAGCAUUCUGUUUGAUACAGUAAAGCAAAUGUCAUUCCAAAGUUUACAGGAAGAUAUACAAAAUUAUUUUGAAGCACAUCUUCAAGGAUUACAGAACCAGGUCAGGAAUAAUCUUCAGAAGACAUAUUCAGUGCAUAAAUUGGAUGUGGAUGCAAAAGUCAUUGAUGUUGAAGGAACUUCAAUGACAUGUGGUCCUUGUGAAAGUGAUGAAUAUUGUAAUUUUCAAAAGACUCCUCCUAAGUGUGAAAAGUGCACAUUAUGUCCUGCUGGAUUUUUUCAACUGUCUGACUGUACUGAAAAUGUUGACCGAAUUUGCCAGGACCGAGAUGAGUGCAUGGAUUCUCCAAGCAUAUGCGGUGAGAGGAUAAAGUGUCUUAAUACUCCAGGUGGCUUCAGGUGUCUUGGUGUUCCCGAAAAGGAUGCGGCCUUGGGACUGUGUGGGGAUCAGUACUUUUUUAAUAAAGAGCUUCAAGAAUGUCAAGCCUGCUCUGAAUGUGAAGAAGGGGUAGUGGUUUAUCCUUGUACGGCUGAUAGUGAUACCGUUUGCACAACAACUACUGAAAGCAAGUUCUCUGAAUCAUGCUCUGCUAGCAUUACUUUACCUUCUCCUAAAAUGGCAAAUGCUCAAGUAUUUCCUGGAUUAUACUUAAAAGUCAAUGAAAAGUCAGAAUGUGAGGUUUUUUCACCAGAUGAAAAUAAGUUAAUAAUCAAACAGCAUGGUCUUUUGUGGGUUGAUCUUAAUUUUGCUGUGAAACACAAUUGUAGGAAUUUUCUUCAGCUCUCAUUAAAACUAAACAACAGUGAAGAGGGUUAUGAGAUAAGUGGAUCACGCAUUGAGCAGCCAGAAGGAAAGUAUUUUCAGAGCACCAGUAUAAGCUGUGCUGCUGAAGUUGAGCCAAGCCAAACUUUAUCUGUGUUUCUAAAGAGCCCCAACCAAUAUUGCAAUCAAAGCAAAGACUUAAAUAUGUAUGAUCUGAAUACACCACUUAGUCUCUUCUGGUUGUCCCAUGAUACCGGAGCAGUUGCUAUGAGUGCUCAGAUGUCCACAGCAAUGCAUUACCAAACAAAUUAUCGACCAACAUUUAAAAUCAUCUCGGUGUCAGAUCCUUACAUGGUAAGCCUAUCCCAUGAUGGAAGAAGUAUAAAGUUCACUGAAUCCGGGGUUGUUAAAUUUGUAUUUCAGCAAGCCCUUUACUCUAUGGGUCCUACAUGCAUUCGUGAAGGGUUUUCCUUGGUUUCAUAUAUAAACAGAAAUGGGACAAAUUCUGAGCUAAUGCACAUUUUUAAGUCUGGUGUCAACUACAGAGAUACAUCAAUAUCUGCAUCUGGAGCUGCCAAAGUUAUUGGUGGAGAUAUUAUAAACUUUGAAAUACUUUCACCAUCACAGUGCAAUGUUCGUUAUUUUGGAGAAAACUCAGGAAUUAGUAUGCUAAGUCUCAUCUGGAUCCCUACAUCAAUUUCUACAGCUAUCAUAACCACAGUGUCCUCAGCAGGUUUACCUACAGGAGCAGUCAGAAACAAACUGUUACAUUUUAGAGAGUCUUCAUUAAAUGACAAAAUGAUACAGCUAGUCACCACUGGUCAGUUGGCGCACAAGUAUUUCAUGUUUGCCGAAAGAGGGGCAGUUAGUGUGUCACUUAAUCUAAAGUUAAUUCAUUCUUGCAAUGUUAUUAAGAUGACAUUGAAUAAACUAGAAAGUGACCAUGCUCAGCCAUCUGUAAUCACACAACAAAUUGGAGGUCAAAUGCCAGAAGGGAGCCUGUGGACAAGCGUAUCACUACGUUCUUCAUUUGAAGUUCAGAAUGGUACGAAGAUAUCAGUUUCACUUGACUGUGUACGCGGAAGAGUCAAUCAAAUUGCUCAUGAUCAAGGGACAAAUAUAUCUAUAAUGUGGGUUUCUACGUAGAUAUCUCAAAUAAAUUGUCUUUUUUUUUUAACAUAAUAAUAGAAUUCUACCAUGACUUACAUAGUCAUAGCUACAUGUAAAGCUGGAAAUUGUAAAUAUUGAAAAAUAAAUAUUGAACUUAUAA
Bombina bombina (fire-bellied toad) is the source of this 3499-nucleotide messenger RNA. RefSeq lists its product as uncharacterized. Gene Ontology annotation, molecular function: protein binding; calcium ion binding. Bases 670 to 3375 code for a protein of 901 amino acids. The record is from RefSeq and is a predicted model, not a curated record. Lineage: Eukaryota; Metazoa; Chordata; Amphibia; Anura; Bombinatoridae. The transcript is spliced from 5 exons.